AUGGCUGCUUCUCUCGGGGCCUUAAGUCUCCUCAAUGUUCCCUAUACCAGAAUGAAAAUGAGACCCCAAGCUGUCCUCACCAAAGACUGCAAAAUGGGGGUUCCGUAUGAGCUGAAACAAGGCCAGUCGCGUCUUUUCCACAAGCUUCCUUCCGGUCUGAACAUGGAGGUUAUUUUUCAGAAGGGUGACCCAGACAAGGAAAUAGAUAAACCUCAUAACCCACCACUAGUAUUCGUCCAUGGAAGUUUCCAUGCGGCUUGGUGCUGGGCUGAACACUGGUUACCCUUCUUUUCCCAGAAUGGAUUUGAUUGCUACGCUGUCAGUCUUUUGGGCCAGGGUGAAAGUGAUGCACCUGCUGCUUCGGUUGCUGGUUCCCUCCAGACACAUGCAGGUGAUAUUGCUGACUUUAUCCAUAAAGAAAUUAGGCUGCCACCUGUCUUGCUCGGGCAUUCGUUUGGAGGGCUUAUUGUGCAGUAUUAUAUUGCAAAUCUACCAAGGGGAAAAGAAAGAGAAAACGAAGGCCUAUAUCCCAAUCUUUCUGGAGCUGCGCUUGUUUGCUCUGUGCCUCCGUCCGGCAAUAGUGGAUUAGUGUGGCGAUAUCUCUUCUCCAAACCUAUUGCUGCUUUUAAGGUAACAAGGAGCCUGGCGGCCAAAGCUUUCCAAACCUCCCUACCUCUUUGUAAAGAAACAUUUUUUUCUGCCACAAUGGAUGAUCAGCUGGUCCUUCGUUACCAAAAGCUGAUGACUGAAAGUUCGAGGUUGCCAUUGUUUGAUCUGAGAAAGCUGAAUGCAUCACUCCCUGUCCCUCCAGUGGCAGAUUCUUCGUUGAAAGUUCUUGUAUUGGGUGCAAAGGAUGAUUUCAUAGUGGAUUUCGAGGGACUCGACGAAACAGGAAGGUUUUAUGGAGUAUCACCUGUUUGCAUCGAAGGAGUUGCCCACGACAUGAUGUUAGAUUGCUCAUGGCAAAAGGGUGCAGAAGAAAUUUUGUCAUGGUUGAGUAGAUUGAAUUAGAUGGAAAUAUGAUUGUGGGGGAAACUGGCCCAGAUUUACCAAUCUGCAACUUCUCUUUAUAGAUGCAUUGAGAUGGCUGGUUUCUUUUGCAUGUUCCCAGUAAACUUUGUGCAACACAGUAACAGAUAUAAUAUUCCAACUUCAUAUUCAUCUUC
Molecule: messenger RNA, 1166 nt
Organism: Ipomoea triloba (trilobed morning glory)
Lineage: Eukaryota; Viridiplantae; Streptophyta; Magnoliopsida; Solanales; Convolvulaceae
Exons: 8
Coding region: 1-1011 (336 amino acids)
Source: RefSeq, a predicted model, not a curated record